AUGCCCCCAGUCGCCGCCAUGGACUCUGCCCCGGAACAGGAUUUCGACCAGGCAAAACGAUCGCUCGAGUCGGUCGCUCGUAUCAAGCAACUUCUGAACGACCUAUACACCUGCGAAACCAGUGACGAUUGUGUCGCCAUUGCGGCGGACUUGGGUGAAGCCGUUCAAGCCGGCGGUCUGCACAUGCUUCGCACUGCUGGUGUCCUCGACAACCUCUCUCGCGAAGCUCAGAACAAAAAGUCCGGUCUGGCGAGGGAAGGAGCCCUGCUCGGUCUUCACGGACUCGUCCGGGUCAUAGGGCGACCCAUCGAACCCCACUUUCUCCCUCUGCUUCCCAUCCUCCUUGACAGCUAUGCGGACAAGGGUCAACCCGUGAGAGAGGCCGCUGAGAUGGCCGUCAACGCUCUCCUCGGCGUUGUAUCACCGUACUCCACCCGCAACAUCCUCCCUUACCUGUUCGAAGCCAUGACGAGAAAGUGGCAAACGAUGGUUGGGGCUCUGGAAGCAUUGUCAAAGUUGGCUGCAACUGCACCGGACCAGAUCGCUCUUGCCCUCCCUGAGAUCAUCCCCAACGUCACCGAGCGGUUGCACGACACCAAAGCCGAAGUGGAAAAAGCAGCAACAAAGUGUAUGACAGAUGUCUGCGCCGUCGCCAACAACCCCGACAUUGCUCCUCACCUUCCCAUGCUGGUGUCCUGCAUGGCCAGGCCCACCGAAGUACCCGACUGUGUGCAGAAGCUUUCUGCUACCACUUUCGUUGCUGAAGUCACAGGACCGGCAUUGGCCAUCAUGGUCCCCCUCCUCGUUCGUGCCUUGAACGAGCGAUCCAUGGCCGUCGUCCGCCCAACAACCGUCAUCACCGACAAUCUUUGCAAGUUGGUCAGGGAUCCCGCGGAAGCUGGACAAUUCUUACCCCAGCUAUUGCCUGGUCUUGACAAGUUGAUCGAGACGGCCGCCUUCCCUGAAAUUCGUCAGCUUGCAACCGUCGCAAAGAACACGCUCAUGCGUGCCGGAGGAGAUGUAGCAGCGUCUGGUGCCGACUUGAAAGAUUCGCUGACAAUCGAGUCUGUGAACCAAGUCUUGGCCCGUCUCCGAGCGUACCUCGCCGAAGUCGCCCGCUGGAAGGACACCGACCCCUUCGCCGCCGUCUCCAUCAACCACGUUGGUAGCGUGUUGCACGAACUUCUCGUUGCUGAGGAUUACCACGACGAGGCAUGGCAACAGAACUGCUCCCCGUACCUGGCCGCGUUUAUCCCCAAGCCCCAAGCCGACGCUGUGCUCGGCAAGCUCGCGACGCACUACCGCCACGUCGAACACGAGCGUCGUCUGAGAGAGUCCGGUCUCGACAAGGAAGAGGGCGAGGAACUCUGCUCUUGCGAUUUCUCCCUCGCCUACGGUGGAAUGAUGUUGCUGAACCACACCACCCUCCGUCUCAUGCGCGGCCGUCGCUACGGUCUCUGCGGGCACAACGGCGCCGGCAAAUCCACGCUCAUGCGCGCCAUCUCCAAGGGCAAGGUCGAGAACUUCCCACCCCAAGACCAGCUCCGCGCGGUCCUCGUCGAGCACUCCCUGCAGGGCGAGGACACCUCCCUGCCCGUGCUCGAUUUCGUCGCUACUGACAAGCGUCUGGCAGGUAUCUCUCGCGACGCGAUUGAGAAGGCCCUCCGGGACGUGCAGUUCGACGACGAACGCAUUGCGCAGCAGGUCGGGAGCCUCUCCGGAGGCUGGAAGAUGAAGCUCGAGCUCGCCCGCGCGAUCCUCAUGAACGCCGACCUCCUCCUACUCGAUGAGCCCACCAACCACCUGGACGUUGGCAACGUCGCGUGGCUGGUCAACUACCUCACCUCCCAGCCAAACCUCACGGUCCUGGUCGUCUCCCACGACUCUGGGUUCCUCGACAACGUGUGCACGGACAUCAUUCACUACGAGCGAAAGAAGUUGGUGUUCUAUAAGGGCAACCUGUCGAAAUUCGUGGAGCGGAGGCCGGAGGCGAAAUCUUACUACACCCUCUCCACCGACAACGUCAAGUUCGCCUUUCCCCCGCCGGCCUUCUUGCAGGGAAUCAACUCAAAGACCAAAUCGAUUCUGAAAAUGACCGACGCGACGUACACCUACCCGGGAGCGCCCAAACCGUCCCUCAGCGGAGUGUCAGUCGGAGUCUCCCUCUCGUCCCGUGUGGCGAUCAUCGGGCCCAACGGUGCCGGCAAGUCCACGCUGAUCAAGGUCCUCACCGGCGAAGCGAUCCCCCAAGAAGGCCAAGUCUGGAAACACCCCAACCUCCGCGUCGGCUACGUCGCGCAACACGCCUUCCAUCACCUCGACCAGCACUUGGAAAAGACACCGAACCAGUACAUCCAAUGGCGGUACCAAGGCGGUGAAGACCGCGAAGUGCUCGAGAAGGAGUCCCGAAAAUUGACCGAGCAGGACGAGAAACAGAUGGAGACACCUAUCGACAUUGACGGGUCUAAACGCAGGAUCGAAUACCUCAUCGGCCGAUCCAAGCUGAAGAAAUCGUUCCAGUACGAGGUCAAAUGGGUGGGUCUGAUACCCAAACACAACACCUGGGUUCCCCGCGAGAAGCUGCUAGAGCUCGGGUUCCAGAAACUCGUGCAGGCGUUCGACGACCGUGAAGCCUCGCGCGAGGGGCAGGGGUACCGCGAGCUCUCCCCCAGUGUAAUCCGCAAACACAUCGAGGAUGUCGGCCUAGACGGCGACAUUGCAGACCAUAACGCCAUCUCCGGCCUGUCGGGGGGCCAGAAAGUUAAAGUCGUCAUUGCGGCGGCGAUGUGGAACAACCCGCACAUGUUGGUCCUCGACGAACCCACCAACUACCUCGACCGCGACUCCCUCGGCGGGCUAGCCGUCGCCAUCCGUGACUGGGGCGGCGCGGUCGUCAUGAUCUCCCACAACGAGGAGUUUGUCGGCGCGCUGUGCCCGGAGGUCUGGAACGUCGAAGCCGGUCGAUUGACACGCAAGAACAAGAACGAAAAUGGGAUCAACGCGGACGCGUUUGAGGACCAUGCGAAGGAGGAGGCUGCGAUGAAGAAGAUUGAGGCGAAGGUGGCGAGUAAGCCGAAGAAGAAGAAGAUGACGAGGAAUGAUGUCAAGGCGAGGGAGGUUAGGAGGAGGGCGAGGCAUAUGAAGUGGUUGGUUGAAGGGGGGGUUAAGGAGCCUGAUACUGACUCCGAUUAG
This is a messenger RNA of Fimicolochytrium jonesii, 3192 nucleotides long. RefSeq names its product P-loop containing nucleoside triphosphate hydrolase protein. Lineage: Eukaryota; Fungi; Chytridiomycota; Chytridiomycetes; Spizellomycetales; Powellomycetaceae. The record is from RefSeq and is a predicted model, not a curated record. Bases 1 to 3192 code for a protein of 1063 amino acids. Gene Ontology annotation, molecular function: ATP hydrolysis activity; ATP binding. The transcript is spliced from 2 exons.